Messenger RNA from Bradysia coprophila, 3071 nucleotides. RefSeq names its product armadillo repeat-containing protein 2. Gene Ontology annotation, molecular function: protein binding. The record is from RefSeq and is a predicted model, not a curated record. Gene Ontology annotation, biological process: cilium organization. Lineage: Eukaryota; Metazoa; Arthropoda; Insecta; Diptera; Sciaridae.
UCUAUUUUCGUUGGAACGGAAAAACAAAUGGUUCGAAUGAAGCAAUUUGAUAUAUAUGGUAAGUGACAAGGUCGAUUAUAUUGAUUAUCAUCGAUAUAGAAACGUAUCUGUUUGCAUUGGAUAGUACAUCUAAAAUGAUGACACAGUAAACCGAACUAGUUUCCAUUUAUUUUUUAGACAUACCAAGAAAUGAUUAAUUAAAUUGCGUCGCAUUUGGGCUAAUCGCGAACAGAAAAUAUAUUCCUCGGAAAUAUUGUUAUUCAACUAAAGGACGACUGCCAUCAAUCAUGAACCAACAACAACAACAACAAAAGCUUCAACGAAAGCAAGCAGUUGUUCAGCGAAAAACCAGUGCAGAAAUUGUUAAUGAAGCAAAAAAUAUGCUGGCUGGAGGUGUUGUUCGCUUAAUAUCAACAAAAAGGCCGAUAACACCUCGUGAGCCACGUCGAUUAUAUGGAAAAUUGGCUCCGAGUGGUCAACGACCUCCUAGUGCUUUCAGUUUACGUUACCUUCAAUUUGAAAGUCGAGCGUUGCCAUCGAUUGAUCCGUUGCCAACGAUUUCGAAUGGCCGGCUACCAGACAAUGCAUCACUGUUGAGAACUCAGUCAACUGGCUCGUUGCAAGGAAGGGACGAUGAUUCCAAUAAUAAUCAAAAUAAGCUACCGUCACUGUUGUUGCAUCCGGCAAAAGUUACGGUGUCGAUGGACAAUUUAUAUGAGGAAAUGCCUCCGCGGAACGAUGAUCAAACAACAACCUCAAAUACAAGAAACGUCCUGGUCAAACAGAAGAAAGACCCAGUCGUUGAAGCUCCAAAAUAUUCCAAAUCGAACGCAGUGGACGAUAAAGUGAAGAAAGGGCGACUGUUACGGACCAAUGAUCUAUUAGCACAGUCGUCAACGGAAACGUUGCUGGAUAUGUUAAAGGCUAAUGCUGGUAUCAAAGAGUGCAGUGACGAGACUACUGCGCACAUCAACGGGAUUCUCACUGAAUUAUAUUUACGAGUGAAAGGAGCUCGUGGAGAAUGGCGUGGAGCUGUACUCGGGUCGUUGUAUGGAUUGGUAGAAUGUGAAUCACCGAAAAUUUUACUGUCUGUUGCUAGAGUCGUUCUCGUGCUUUGCGUCACUGGGAGUAAUUUAACAGGGGCUUGUAAAUUGGUAUUUAAAGUGGCGAGGAAUGCAGCCAACGACUACUUAUUUUUUGAAUGUGAUAUCCCAGAACUGCUAGUAGAGGGUUUAGGACGAGCCAGUCCAAUUGAAGAGCCAGAGGCCUGCAUUUAUGGAUACGGUGCGGUCAGGUUUCUGGCUUCAAUGAGCAUUAAGGACUCAGAAGAUGCUUCAUCAUCGGGUAAAGUUCGGACAAAGACAGUUUCCCAGAGACUAGUACGACAAGGUGCUAUGCAAUUGAUGAUCCUUCAUCUCCAAAUUUUAAAUGAAUUUGGAGCCACGACGAAACUAAGCCAUCAACUCACUCAUGCGCUAUUUCAACUUUCUGGGGCAUUCCGUGCAUUAGUAUUGGCUAAGUCACCCGCUGAAAAUGAUAAGGACUAUGCUGUGCCUUCCCUUUUCUCAGCAACUGCAAAGCAAUUUCCUCAGAUAAAAGAAACAUUCGAAGAAGAAUCGUUCCGAUUGCAUCUAGCGAUUCCGCAUUUGGUACGUGCUGCUGAAAUAUCCAUGGGUGAAAUGGUAGUGCAGACGAAUCUAGUGCGAACAUUAAGCAUAAUGUCAGAGAAUGGUGAAUGCUGUCGCGUUCUCUCGGAGCACGCCAGCAGAUUAGGCAUUUUAUUGGGACCAAUUGGAAAAGACUAUCCGGAAAAGUCGAUGGGUAUGUUGGUUCGCUUAGGGUAUGUUCUGGGAAAUGUAAUGGCCUCAUACGAUUCGGCAAGGUGUCAGUUUUUUAACAAUGACGUCGCAAUGGACUAUCUACUCGGCACCUUAGAAAGUUGUUCCAACAAAAAGUUCGUUGACCAAAAACAAGAGGGAGAGAUCCUUGACGUUACAAUCAAAUUGGUGAGAGUUGUGGCUAAUAUGAGCGUCAAUAAUGAAGUUGGUUAUGGGCUCGGGGUCAGGAAAUCUUUGGGAAGCACUUUGUUAACGCUUCUUCUGGCAGUCAACAAUUCUAAACUGAAAUCUUCAGCCGAACUAGAAGAACUAUUGUUAGCUACACUGGGAGCAUUACACAACCUAUCUUUCUAUCAGGAUUUAGCGGAAGAUGAUAACAAUUACCCAGUCAGUUCGAUGGCAGCAAGACUGUCAGACCUAAGCGUUGUUCUUUGCUCAACCAUUGUAUCUGGACCUAAUUCUGCUAAAGCUGAGGCCGCCAGAGUACUUGGGAAUAUGACGCGAUGUUCAAAAGUUCGUAAUCAUUUCUGUGAGGCUGGUGGUUUGAAAGUGAUAGUUCAGCAAUUGCGAUCAGAUGAUUUAGAAUUGGUAGCUGCAUCAUGCGGCAUUUUGGUCAAUUUACUUGGAGAUUGGGAACGUAGAUCGGUAUUUAGAGAGCUCAAUGGGCCAUCUUUACUCAUCGAUGCUUUACAGCACGGUUCUAUGCAAAAUUGGGUUCUAGCUGGUAUCAUUUGCCAAGCAAUGUGGAACUAUCUAAUCGAUUCACCGUCCAUAGUCGAACUGCUAGGCGAAAAUGAAACUGAAUUCAUUGCCGGAAUGCUGUCGGAGUAUUUGGACGAGGAUACACUGUUCAACGGUGAACAACCCGAUCAGUUGUGGGAACAAUUUGCCAUUGUUGCAACGGAUUUGUUGGAACGCAUACAGACGGCGAUGCCGUAUUCAUCGUAUGCAUCGUCUGAUGAGGAUGACAUGCAAGUUACUAAGAAUGGCGACUAUUGGGGUGGACAAUUUCGAACGUGGCUAGAUAAUGAACAUUAGCCUUAGCGUUAGUCGCUUGUGGUGUUGAUAGCGAUGAUGAAAAUAAGCGCAUUCUAAUUAGAGAAAAACUUAUGUUAAGACCAAUGAAGUAAAAGAUGUGUGUGUCCUUUAAACAGAAAACAAACGUGUAACAGUUGUCGAAAGGUUAGUUGAGUAGUGUGUGCAGCCGUUGGAAAGAUUAUCAAUGUAAUUCGU